Messenger RNA from Acomys russatus (golden spiny mouse), 2051 nucleotides. It is a transcript of the gene Rnf139, whose product is annotated as ring finger protein 139. Gene Ontology annotation, molecular function: ubiquitin protein ligase activity; zinc ion binding. Gene Ontology annotation, cellular component: endomembrane system; endoplasmic reticulum. NCBI's taxonomy places the organism in Eukaryota, Metazoa, Chordata, Mammalia, Rodentia, Muridae. The transcript is spliced from 2 exons. The coding region runs from base 45 to 2051 and encodes 668 amino acids. Gene Ontology annotation, biological process: ERAD pathway. The record is from RefSeq and is a predicted model, not a curated record.
CCCUGCCCUGCCCGGCCCGCCCAGCCCCGGUGUGGCAGCGGCUCAUGGCGGCGGUGGGGCCCCCGCAGCAGCAGGUGCGGAUGGCCCAGCAGCAGGUCUGGGCGGCGCUCGAAGUGGCGCUCCGGGUGCCCUGCCUCUACAUCAUCGACGCCAUCUUCAACUCGUACUACGAUUCCAGCCAAAGCCGGUUCUGCAUCGGGCUUCAGAUCCUUCUCCGACUCCUCGGUAUAGUUGUGUCCAGUAUUGUUCUGAUCUUGUCACAGCGAUCACUUUUCAAGUUUUACAUGUACAGCUCAGCCUUUCUAUUAGCUGCGACUUCAGUGUUGCUGAAUUACUAUGCUGCUUUGCACAUUGACUUCUAUGGUGCCUACAAUACAUCAGCUUUUGGAAUCGAGCUGCUUCCUCGAAAAGGGCCCUCCCUGUGGAUGACACUCCUCGUUCUGCAGCUCACCUUUGGAAUUGGAUAUGCCACACUACUCCAGAUUCAGUCCAUCUACUCACAGCUCAUUAUUUUGAAUAUCUUGGUUCCUGUAAUCGGCUUAAUCACAGAGCUACCAUUACACGUCAGAGAGACUUUAGUUUUCACGUCUUCCUUGAUUCUCAUACUAAAUACAGUGCUUGUCUUGGCAGUAAAACUUAAGUGGUUUUAUUAUUCCACUCGGUAUGUUUACUUGUUAGUGAGGCAUAUGUACCGAAUUUAUGGAUUACAGUUAUUGAUGGAGGACACCUGGAAGAGGAUUCGUUUCCCAGAUAUACUUCGGGUCUUCUGGCUAACAAGAAUUACAGCUCAGGCUACAGUGUUAAUGUACAUUUUAAGGAUGGCAAAUGAAACUGAGUCCUUCUUUAUUUCUUGGAAUGAUUUCUGGGACCUCAUCUGCAAUCUAAUAAUUAGUGGGUGCGAUUCUACACUAACUGUAUUAGGCAUGAGUGCUGUAAUUUCUUCAAUAGCCCAUUAUUUGGGCCUUGGAAUAUUGGCCUUUAUUGGAUCAACUGAAGAAGAUGACAGGCGGCUUGGCUUUGUAGCACCUGUCUUAUUUUUCAUUUUGGCUCUUCAGACUGGUUUAAGUGGGCUGAGACCUGAAGAGAGACUCAUUCGCUUAAGUAGAAACAUGUGCCUUUUACUAACUGCAGUCCUGCAUUUCAUCCAUGGAAUGACAGACCCCGUAUUAAUGUCUCUUAGUGCCUCCCAUGUGUCAUCUUUCCAUAGACAUUUUCCUGUGCUGUUUGUCUCUGCUUGCCUGUUUAUUCUUCCUGUUUUACUCAGUUACGUUCUUUGGCAUCACUAUGCACUAAACACAUGGUUAUUUGCAGUUACAGCCUUCUGUGUGGAACUCUGCUUGAAAGUAAUAGUUUCUCUCACUGUUUAUACGCUAUUCAUGAUUGAUGGCUACUAUAAUGUCCUCUGGGAAAAGCUUGAUGAUUAUGUCUACUUUGUUCGCUCGACAGGCAAUAUUAUCGAAUUUAUAUUUGGAGUAGUAAUGUUUGGGAAUGGGGCCUAUACCAUGAUGUUUGAGUCAGGAAGUAAAAUCCGGGCUUGUAUGAUGUGCCUACAUGCGUAUUUUAACAUCUACUUACAAGUAAAAAAUGGCUGGAAGACAUUCAUGAACCGUAGAACUGCUGUUAAGAAAAUCAAUUCACUUCCUGAAAUAAAAGGGAGCCACUUGCAAGAAAUAGAUGAUGUAUGUGCAAUCUGCUAUCAUGAGUUUACAACAUCUGCUCGUAUUACACCUUGUAACCAUUAUUUCCACGCACUCUGCCUUCGGAAAUGGCUGUACAUUCAAGAUACUUGUCCAAUGUGCCAUCAGAAAGUGUACAUUGAAGAUGAUAUCAAGGAUAAUUCAAAUGUAUCUAACAACAAUGGAUUUAUUGCACCCAAUGAAAAUCAAAAUCCAGAGGAAGCUUUAAGAGAAGAGGCUGCUGGAUCUGACCGGGAAUUGAAUGAGGAUGACAGUACAGACUGCGAUGAUGAUGGUCAAAGAGAGAGAAGCGAGGGGACUCAGCACACAGGCCCAGCAGCAGCAGCAGCAGCAUUUAAUGACGACACUGAUUAA